Molecule: messenger RNA, 960 nt
Organism: Cadophora gregata
Lineage: Eukaryota; Fungi; Ascomycota; Leotiomycetes; Helotiales; Ploettnerulaceae
Exons: 2
Coding region: 1-960 (319 amino acids)
Source: RefSeq, a predicted model, not a curated record
AUGACUGACCCAACCCCCUUCACCCUAACAACAGCCCACGUCCCACCCCACUACCUCAAGCCCGCCUUCCUAACAGGCACCAUCCCCUUCCGCACCCUGCAAUCCGACUCCCGCGUAACCUACAAACUCUACAUCCCGCCCUCACACCUCAACCCGAACCCACGGGAUCCAUCUAAUACACAGCAGCUCCUCCCUUUACUAGUGGUAAUCCACGGCACCAGUCGAAAAGCUUCAGAACUGGUGGAGAGUCUUAUCCCAUUCGCGGAGGAGAAGAGAUGUGCUGUUUUGGCGCCGAUGUUCCCCAUGGGUAUUGAAGGGAUGGAAGAUGUGGAUUCGUACAAAGUUCUCAAAUCGAAGAGUUUGAGAUCGGAUUUGGCAGUUCUAAGCAUGCUUGAUGAAAUCUCAACCCGCUGGCCCGGAAUCUCAACCGACAAGAUCUUCCUCUGCGGCUACUCCGGCGGCGCACAGUUCGCCCACCGCUUCAUGUAUCUGUACCCAGACCGUCUCCACGCAGUCAGUAUCGGCGCGCCAGGAAGUGUAACCCUCCUCAAUGGAGACAUGGACUGGCCGCAUGGAAUCAAGAACACGAGUGAGGCGUUCGGAAUAGACGUCGAGCCCGCAAAUAUCGCAACGAUUCCUGAUAUCCAGCUCGUCGUUGGCGAGAACGACAAUACCGUGUAUGGCGGGAAUGCAUUCUACGAGUGGGUGCAGGAGAUGAAGAGGAAAUUGGGAAGGCUAGAGGUGAAUUGUGAACAUGUGUGCGGCGAAAUCGGGAAAGUGGGUAUGGGUGCAGAGAGGGAGGGGAGGCUGCAGACGAUCUUGAAACUUCAUCGGCUAUGGUUUGAGUCGGGGAUCGAGGCUAGGUUGGAUAUCGUGCCUGGGGUGGCGCAUGAUUGGAGGGGUGUGCAGGGUGCUAUGUUGGAGUUUUUGGGACCGUUGGUUGCGGCGAAGACGAGAUGA